Messenger RNA from Zygotorulaspora mrakii, 807 nucleotides. It is a transcript of the gene CKB1, whose product is annotated as casein kinase 2 regulatory subunit CKB1. Lineage: Eukaryota; Fungi; Ascomycota; Saccharomycetes; Saccharomycetales; Saccharomycetaceae. Gene Ontology annotation, molecular function: protein kinase regulator activity. The transcript has a single exon. Bases 1 to 807 code for a protein of 268 amino acids. The record is from RefSeq and is a predicted model, not a curated record. Gene Ontology annotation, cellular component: cytoplasm; protein kinase CK2 complex.
AUGUCCCAGGAAUUUAUUGAGGAUCAAUCCAACCUCAACUCCUCCGAGGAAAGUGGACCUUACGAUGAAUGGAUUCCAUCGUUUUGUUCAAGAUUUGGUCACGAAUAUUUCUGUCAGGUACCUACAGACUUUAUCGAGGAUGAUUUCAACAUGACUUCAUUAUCUCAGGAGGUGCCUCACUACCGCAAGGCACUUGAUUUGAUAUUGGACCUUGAAGCUAUGAGUGACGAAGAAGAUGAAGAUGAAGAUCAUGAUAUGGGUACUCAGGACGGCACUGAUUCUAAGCCACAAUUAGUCAAUAGAAGUAUAGCAGAGCACUCUGCGGAACAAUUAUAUGGAUUGAUUCAUGCAAGAUAUAUACUGACCAAACCUGGUCUACAAGCCAUGGCAGAAAAGUUUGAUCGUAAGCAGUUCGGCACAUGUCCAAGAUACUACUGCGGGGGGAUGCAACUGCUUCCAUGCGGUUUAAGCGAUACAAUAGGGAAGCAUACCGUGAGACUAUAUUGUCCAAGCUGUCAAGAUAUAUAUUUGCCACAGUCGUCACGCCAUCUAUGCCUCGAAGGAGCAUUUUGGGGGACUAGUUUUCCUGGUGUAUUCUUGAAGCAUUUCAAGGAAUUGGAAGAAUAUGUAGAGAGAAAGACGAAAGAAGCUUACCAACUGAAGGUGUUUGGCUUCAGAAUAAAUAAUGAGGCUGUAUCAGGACCAAGAAUGAAGUGGCUAAGGCAGUAUCCAACUACCGAAGAACAAUGGGAGGAAUUCGCUAGAUGUGAAUUUGAAAUACCUUCCUUACCAGAUGUCAGUGCAUGA